Molecule: messenger RNA, 2761 nt
Organism: Annulohypoxylon maeteangense
Lineage: Eukaryota; Fungi; Ascomycota; Sordariomycetes; Xylariales; Hypoxylaceae
Exons: 1
Coding region: 533-2299 (588 amino acids)
Cellular component (GO): RNA polymerase II transcription regulator complex; nucleus
Molecular function (GO): DNA-binding transcription activator activity, RNA polymerase II-specific; transcription cis-regulatory region binding
Source: RefSeq, a predicted model, not a curated record
GCUACCGCUUCCUCCCCAACUAAUCCAACUAAUUCAAACAAAGAUCGGUAUACAAAAUACCCCAAGCGCAAAGUUGGAAGCCCUAAUUCGGACCCUCUCGAGCAUUAGGAACUCGGCCCGUUCCCACUCCCAUUGACUUUUACAUACGUCGCCUGCCACCCGCAAGUUUGUUUGCUUUAUCGGGGCAAAGGAAUCUUAGCGACAUCUUCUCCUAGUUGUUUUUUUUUCCUUCCUCAUCCCUAGAAACGAAGGAAAUCGACGAUAUCUAACCAAGGGAAAGAAUCGACCUAUAGGAAGGAGUGAGGAUCACCAAAAUCUGAUAAACUGAUCCUCUCUGAUAUACCUGUCUACUUACCUACUUCGGACCUAUCAUACGACUAAGCUCAGGUCGUAAUUUUGCGGAGCCGAGCCCGCGGAAACCCAAAAUCAUCUCAUACGCUGAUGUCCGAGCCUGCAUUGCGUCUCCGAACAGAACAGCGAAUAGGAUCGACUAGAUGGUUAACCCGCCUCUCUGCUCCAGGAUCGGAAUAACAUGGCGACCCCUACUGCUACUGCUGUCACCAUCUCCUCUGCUAAUCUGAACGGCCACUCCAGGCCGCAACCAACCAAACUCGCCAUAACCCCUUUCUCAGCUGCAUCUCCCCCCGCUUCGUCUGCUGCCUCACCAAUCUCCAGCGUGUCUACGCCUACCUCGAGUCAUCAACUCGCCAUCAAACCCGCUUCCGCCGCCUUGCAGGCCACCACGAUGGCGACAGUCGCCGUCGCAAAGGGCACCAUCACCAGCAGGGAAUGGGUCGUUCCUCCGAGGCCCAAGCCCGGUCGGAAGCCCGCCACGGAUACACCGCCAACUAAGAGGAAGGCUCAGAACCGGGCUGCUCAGCGCGCUUUCCGCGAGCGAAGGGCCGCCCGCGUCGGCGAAUUGGAGGAACAGCUAGAGGACCAGAAGGAAGAGUACGAGAGGACACAUCAACAUCUACGUGACCAGGUGCAGGAUCUAGAUACCGAGGUGCAGACGCUAAGGAGCAGGUGCGUAGUCCUCGAGGAGUUAUUGGAGAAAGAACGUGCAGAGCGCACCAAAGCAACAAACGAACUCGACGAUUUGAGACGACGAUGGAGGGCGGAGGGAUCCACCUUGUCGUCGAGGAAUGGAAGUUUCACAUCCCAUCACGGACGAGCACCCAAUUCAUUAAGCAUCUCCUCGCAACGCCCGACACCACGAGGAAGCAUCACGAACAACGCACCGGAGCAUCGUAAUUCGACUACAGCAUUCUCCAUCUCACAAAUCAUCUCUCCACCCGACUCUUCGAACUCGUCGGGCCUUCGAGACUCGUCGCCAGAUCCUGCGGGAUGCGGCAAUUGCGAAUCCACCGGGCCGUGUGCUUGCGUGGAAGAUGUCCUCGCUAGCACAUCCAUCGGAUGCGGUAAGUGUAGCAUCGGUAGCAAGUGCGAAUGUCUCGAAGCUGUGCUUAAGGGGCCAGCUCCGAAUUCGGAAUCCGAACUCAAGCGAAAGCCAUCCUCGAUAUCGGUCAUGGCUCCGGAAGAGAAGAGGCAGAAGAUCCCCGAGCCGUAUCCUCACGAGGUUGACUUCACCGCCAUGUUCUCUAAGAAGAAAGAUCCCAUCCCAGAGGUCGCCCUGUAUCAGCCCGUCGCUCAAUCGGCCGUGGCGCCACGAGACUCGUGCGGUUUCUGCAAAGAGGGUACCUACUGCAUGUGUGCCGAGACCGCCGCAUCGCAGACCCUCGCCCCAGUAUCCCAACAGAUCCAGACUCCACCGCCAUCGGAGAAUGAUGUAGGCCCUACCCCUGUAGAAGUCACGUCUACCGGAGCCAUCAAGUUACCGGGCAUAAGUUCAUUGAACCAUACCCCAAUCUCGUCGACCCGUCCAUCUGGCUGCGGCCCCAAAGGACCCGGAUCCUGCGCUCAAUGUCUAAGAGAUCCUAAGUCGGGCCUCUUCUGUCGUAGCCUAGCCGCCAACUUUGCCCGCAGCGGGGGCAAGUCUGGCGGAUGCUGCGGGGGAUCUGGGGGUUCUGGAUGUUGUAAAUCUAACGGAUCCGCCUCAGGAACAGCCACACCUAACGGCUCGUCGUCUCUCAGCGUGUCAUGCGCAGACGCAUACAAGACAUUAUCUAGUCAUCGAAACUUUGAGAAGGCCACCGAAGAGAUCGGAACAUGGCUACCUAGACUUAGAGCUGCUCCUCCUCAGGCGAACGCACCGGCUAGGUUGCCCAUAGAAGUCGAGGCAGCUAGCAUCAUGGGUGUGUUGAGGGAGUUUGACGUUCGAUUCGGAAGAGAUGCUUAAACUAUCACUAUCUACCUAAUCUAUCUACAUAUAUCCAAGGUGGGAUGGGAGGUCGCAUCACGCUCUGAGUUUAUAACGGGGUGUAUAACGGAGUACAUAACGACGACACGGCGGCAACGGAUCAUUGCAUCCAGCGGUGUUUAAGGGGGGAAGGGUGGUUGAUUGCUUCGGUCGCAUUUGAAGUGUGGCCAUAUCUUGCAUUUACUAUUUGCGAGACUAUCAUCGUCAUCGUCAUCGGUUCGAUAGGAAAUAUCUUAUCAAGGGAGGCUGCGAGUGAUGUGCUCGCAUUGAUUUACUGGUUAUGGGAAACCCUGACGAUUUUCCGAGGCGUUCGAUUGUUUGUAUGGUAUCUAAAAGCAAGUAACGUCGAGCUCAGAUGAGUUUCGAGUACAUCGUGCGAAUGCGUUAUGAGCAUGUUCAAUAGUUUACGUCGGCACUUUCAACUAUUUGCGUUUGUCCGUG